GGCUCCGUCUCGACUCCCACUGCGUUCAUUCCCUGCCUCUGACUCGCUCUCGCUCCCAGCCAGCCCCCCGCACGGAGGGAGGCAGACACCGCACUCACUGGCAAGGACUGAGCCCGGCGCGGAGCCGCGGGCUGCACCUGAGCGCCGCACGCUGUGUGUGUGUGUGUGUGUUUGUGUGUGUGUGAGGUAGCCGGAGGAGCAGCGCCAGGGGGACACAAAGCGGCUCAGUCCAGCUCGGCAGCGGCUUCCUCUGAUCCACAGAGAGCCAGACACUCGCUGGGAAGGGAAGGGAGGCAGGGUAGGGGGGGUCCAAACUGCGGCCACUUCGUGGGCUGUGACCAGCCCUUGCUGCUGGGAAGGAGGCUCGGCUCGGUGGGGGCAGCAGCAGCAGCCCGCCCCUCGCUCCAUGGCCGCGCAGUGAGCAGGGGCGGGGCACAGUGGCCGUGGCUCUGGAGCUGGCGCUGCGCGGAGAAGAAGCGAGGGAGCCGCCGCCAGCGCGGAAGUGUCGCCCGGCCGGCCGCGCGGCGCAGCAUGCGCCCGGCUGCUGCCUUCUGAUGCCCAGCCCCGCCGCGAUGAUCGCCCCCGAGCAGCCGCCGCAGCCCAACCAUGUUGUCGCCACCAUCGAGAACCUGCCGGUGGAAGGCGGCGCCGGCGGCAGCGGCAGGAGCAGCAUCUCCGCCGCCUCCUCCUCCGGCGUGAGCCAGCGGCUCCGGAAAGUGCUGAACAGGGAGCUCUUGCUGUCUGUGGCUCUUGGCCAGGUUUUGUCCCUUCUUCUCUGUGGCAUUGGCCUGACCAGCAAGUAUUUGUCAGAGGAUUUCCAUGCCAACACUCCUGUUUUUCAGAGCUUCCUCAAUUACAUCCUCCUGUUUUUGGUCUACACCACUACACUAGCUGUCAGACAAGGAGAAGAAAACUUGUUGGCAAUUUUGAAACGGAGAUGGUGGAAGUACAUGAUCCUGGGGAUAAUAGAUAUAGAAGCCAAUUACCUGGUAGUCAAAGCUUACCAAUACACCACUCUUACUAGUGUACAGCUCCUAGACUGUUUUGUUAUCCCAGUGGUGAUAUUACUGUCCUGGUUCUUCCUGCUGGUCCGAUAUAAGGCAGUUCAUUUCAUUGGAAUUGUGGUCUGCAUUCUGGGCAUGGGCUGUAUGGCAGGAGCAGACGUCCUUGUCGGGAGACAGCAAGAAGCAGGUGAAAAUAAGCUGAUAGGGGAUCUCUUAGUACUAGGUGGAGCAACACUCUACGGCAUCUCCAAUGUUUGUGAGGAGUACAUUGUCCGAAACAUGAGUCGGGUGGAGUUCUUGGGCAUGAUUGGGCUGUUUGGCUCCUUCUUCAGUGGAAUUCAGCUUGCAAUAAUGGAACACAAGGAGUUAUUAAAAGUUCCCUGGGAUUGGCAAAUAGGGUUGCUGUAUGUUGGCUUUAGUGCCUGUAUGUUUGGCCUCUACAGCUUCAUGCCAGUGGUCAUUAAAAACCAGUGCUACUGCAGUCAACCUCUCCCUGCUCACAGCAGACCUGUACAGCCUAUUCUGUGGAUUAUUCCUCUUUAACUA
Molecule: messenger RNA, 1550 nt
Organism: Chelonoidis abingdonii (Abingdon island giant tortoise)
Lineage: Eukaryota; Metazoa; Chordata; Testudines; Testudinidae
Source: RefSeq, a predicted model, not a curated record